UAGCAGUCGAUCUUUAGCGCAGAUUAAAAAUGUUGUAUCUAAUGACACAAUUAAAAUAUUAAAGUUUACAAAUUAGGGAUUCAUUUCCAUUAUGACCUAAUGCCCCACCUAUUACUUUAAGCCCGCGUUCUAAAUAAAUACCUACCUAAUAAGUACUUACUUAGACGCAAUUUACCUCCCAUGCUAUCACAAGUACUUAUGUCUAGCGUACGUGUUAUGUAAUGUGUGGUCGAACUUUAAAGUCAGCUAGGUCAUUUCUCGGGCAUUGACAGAGCCCCAUUAUUCAUUUCAAAUAGGGGUUCCUAAGUAAAUAUGAACGUAGAAUGCGUAUAUUUUACCCACUUGUGCGUUCUCAAUAACAUACCUUAUUUUAUUACGCAUCAUUUUAUAUUAUAACUAUUACCUACUUAGUUCGAUCGAUUCUCAGUGAAGCGAACAUCGAACACGUGUUACCCGCUUUAGUAGCAAAGUGACACAGCGUCACCGCGGACUCCGCCAUGGAACACAGCUGUGACGUUAGUCCGAGUGGCGGUUCAGGCGGUUCUAUUCUCGCUGCCCGAUCAAUACGGCGUUAUCAACAUAACUGUGUAGGUGUUUACAUGCGCGUAGUACCCACACAGCCUCGCUUGAAUGAGGUUGUCGCGAGUGAUAACGCGGCGCAGUAAAUAAAUCAUGUAUUAAUAUUUUAAGGAAAUGUGAACAUAUCUCGCAGCGAAAUGCCGCUGCCAGAACUUUUGAAACGAGCCUCGAGCUAUUUCCUCGGUUUGGAGUUCGAUGAUAACGAGGAACCCCCUGAUUACGUCGACAACGAAAUAUUGUUUUGCAAGAAUAAUGUGUGCGUGCAUCCGCCGACUGUAGCCAGGCAUGAGCUGGACAUCGUGCACCAUCCAGGGUACCUCACAGUCACUACCAAAGUGUUUACUGAUCAACACAAUAAUGCCAAACGACCUACGCUUUUCCUCAACUGGAUUCCGAAUUCUACAUUACGGAAAUGUCCUUCGGCUGUAGAAACCAGUCCGAACGAUGAGUUGGUGUGUUCAGGUAAACCGGCGAAUCCGAAGGAGAUACCUAAAUCACGCAGCAAUAGAAACAGCAUAAAAUUGGAUGCUAACAACGAACAUGCAUUUUCUGACUCUUCAGAGACUACAAGUUUGAAUUCAAACUCUGAUAAACAAAGUAUAAAGUCGUCUGAUACGAGGUACACUCCCAAUGAUACGACUCAGGAGGAAUUAUCUUCUAGUUCUAAGCCUACAGUAAAGUCUAUAGAUUCAGUAAAGGAUAAUGUUUUCAGUAGCUUUGAGAAGGAUGAGUCCAGGGAUGAGGUGUUUGUUUACGACAAACACGUGAGAUCACAGUCAAUGACGUCUGUGAACAUCACAAUAGCUAAUCCAACAAUAGAGAACGUAGAUUUGACCCCUGACUCCGUGUCGGGAGACAGGUUUAUUAGGUCACUGUCAAUGAGUUCGUGUGACGAGGGUAACCCUAAUUGGAUGAGUACUCCGGAGUUUUUAGCUCUCAAACAUAACUUGGUGUUUCCUGACAGUGUCCAUAGUUCACCAGUGCCGCAAAGACGAGCUCCUUUGAAAUGUCGAAGAUUCUCGGUGGACCUGAGUCAGAUGCGGUCACUUCGUCUAUUCUUUAACGACGACAACUGCACGUGUGGGCAGUUGGUGGUAGCUUCCAGGGAAUCCCAGUACAAAAUUUUACAUUUCCACCAUGGAGGUCUGGAUCAUUUGGCGCAAGUCCUCCAUCGAUGGCACUCAUUACUUCACAAUAUCAAACUUACACCAGGCACUGUUUCCACAGGUUCUGAAGAGCCAAACUUACCGUAUCGUCAUUUUAUGGUAUGCCGUCCAGAAGUGCAGAAGUCUGAACAGCAUCCCGAGGAAGGCAAACUUCCCAAAAUAUCCCCCGAACUGUUUUACGGAAAGAUAAUGAACGCAAAGGGUGUGAUCGAAGACGAUCUCUUUUUGAGGAAAUGCGUCUUCUUCGGAGGACUGGACAAGGAACUUAGGAGGGAAGUGUGGCCAUUCCUAUUACAUUGCUACCCUUACAACUCAACGUAUGACGAAAGGGAGAUAAUUCUUCAGAUCAGGUCGAGAGAAUAUGACGAAAUUACGACCAGGAGACUGGAAAAGAUGACUCCUGAGCAGCAUGCAAUUUUUUGGAAGACAGUACAAUGUGUGAUAGAGAAAGAUGUGGUCAGAACAGAUAGAGGAAAUCCAUUUUUUGCGGGAGAAAAUAAUUAUAACGUGGAAAUAAUGAAGAACAUAUUGUUGAACUAUGCAGUAUACAAUCCAGUUUUAGGGUACACCCAAGGAAUGAGUGACUUGUUAGCUCCAGUAUUGUGUGAGAUUAAAUGCGAGGCUGAAGCAUUCUGGUGUUUCGUGGGGCUGAUGCAACGAGCCAUAUUUGUGUGCACACCGACCGACAAUGACAUGGAUAACAAUCUUGUAAGAUACAACAACUGUUUAAUGUCCAAUAAUAGUUACCUGCGUGAAUUAAUAAGGAUUAUGUUGCCACAUUUCUACAAGCAUUUGGAGAAACACGUUGACGCAAUGGAAUUAUUGUUUUGUCACCGUUGGAUAUUAUUGUGUUUCAAACGCGAGUUCACCGAAGCGGUAGCCCUGCGCAUGUGGGAAGCAUGCUGGGCUAAUUAUCAGACGGACUACUUCCAUCUCUUCCUAUGCCUGGCCAUCAUUGCAGUGUACGCUGAUGAUGUCAUCGCACAGGAUCUCAACACUGAUGAGAUGCUGCUGCAUUUUAGUUCUUUAGCAAUGUACAUGGAUGGCCGACUCAUCCUGCGCAAGGCUAGAGGUCUAUUGUAUCAGUUCCGUCAGCUAGUCAGGAUCCCUUGCACCUUAGUGGGCAUGUGUCAGCGAUGUGGACCUGGGAUAUGGGACUCCACUCACCGACCUAGUGUCGAAUGUACCGGAGCCCAUGACUUCUGCAAGUAUGCUGUGCAGUAGACGAAGAUUGAAGCUAUUGAAUACGGUUUUCGGAGUACACAGCUGGAUGUGUUUAGUUUGGAUUGUUUUGUUUUGUUCAAAAGCCGCUAUGUAGAAAAUAGACUCUACGUUCUUCGAUGCAGCCAUGUUAGAAGUGCAAUGUCGUGAGGCAGUUUUAUUAAAUCAGUAUUAAUAACUUUGUUUAGACACUAGUGCCGUGCGUUAUCAGCUUUUAAUUAGAAUUAAAUUGCAUUUUGCCAUGUUUCAUUUAAAACUAAAGUUUAGAAUGUAAGUUUAUGUACAAAACAUUGUAUUAAAACUAAGUUUUGUGAAGAGAAAGGCGUAAAUGGAGUCUCAAAUUAAAGUAAAAAUAUAACAGUUUAGUUAUUUGUAUGCUUUUAGAAAGGAUGUAAGUAAAAUGUCAUGAUUGUUUCGAAAAAGUGAAUAGCAGAAUUGUGUAGUAAUGAAAUGGUCACGUUUUUACGAACAAACGUUAUGUUUUCUGAGAAAAGUUUUCAGUACGUAACGCGAAGUGAAAAUGUGACCC
This is a messenger RNA of Spodoptera litura, 3495 nucleotides long. RefSeq names its product TBC1 domain family member 16 (gene TBC1D16). Lineage: Eukaryota; Metazoa; Arthropoda; Insecta; Lepidoptera; Noctuidae. Gene Ontology annotation, biological process: activation of GTPase activity. Gene Ontology annotation, molecular function: GTPase activator activity. The record is from RefSeq and is a predicted model, not a curated record. Gene Ontology annotation, cellular component: early endosome.